Molecule: messenger RNA, 865 nt
Organism: Aspergillus piperis CBS 112811
Lineage: Eukaryota; Fungi; Ascomycota; Eurotiomycetes; Eurotiales; Aspergillaceae
Exons: 4
Coding region: 135-710 (191 amino acids)
Source: RefSeq, a predicted model, not a curated record
GCCCGUACCCUUGGCAAACGAGACAAACCCUCGCCCAAGCUAGAGGGACCUCGUGUGCUUUUAGGCCUGAGCGACGUCAUCAACAAAUCUUUGAUUCUCUCUGCUACCUUCAUAGCAGACGUAUUGUUGCAGCGAUGGCAACGGCAAGGCUUCGCAGAGCUUUUCGCUACCCUGAUGAUUCAGGUGAUGACGAGCACAGUCGGGAGGAGCUAGACGAAGAAGAGCAGGAACGUGUGAUAGAGCAACUGAAGGCACUAAAUGAGAAACGGAACUCUGAAUAUAGUGUCGUUUUUGCCGCCAUCCCGCUAUUUUCCAGCUUCGCUUUCAUUGCUUCAAUACUGUCGGGCUCCUCGAGCCUAUCUGAACGAUUUCUCUCUUUGCUCGGUGCCCUAUCUCUACUAGUCACGGCCUAUAUCAUGAAGUAUCUUCCGCUUGAACGCCCGGAUCCUAAGGGCAAGAGACCAAUGAUCACACCGCAUGCUAUGGCUAGCAUCCGACGAUACAUCUUGCCUGUCAAUGCUGCGAUCUGCGUGCUUCUGGCCCUGGUCUACGCUUCGCAACCCACAACGCAAUCCUGGCUGGAGAUCCAGCCGGUUACCUACUUGGUUCCAGGAGCAAUGUUUGCAGCUGUAUUAGUCGCACGCAAGGUCAUGCUCUCAGUUGACCUCAAAGCGCUUGAGAACCUCCGCUAUGAGUACAAAGGAGCAUAGGGCACGCUGCAAUAAUAAAGUCUUCCUUGGUCAAGCACGGCUUUAUGGGAAACCACUUGACAGGACACGGGCGACAGUUACAUGCUCAUGAGUUCGCUAUUUCAACGAGCAUGUUAGUGGGUCUACAAAUCAUAAUGAUGAGGCUAAUGCAAGAU